AUGGCAAGCAGAAAUUUGAGCAAAAAGUGCAUUUGCUUUGGCACCAACAAGAAUCUCACGAAAGUCGAAAAAACUAUGCAUGCAACAAUUGCGAGAGGAUAUUUGGGCUUGAAAACGGUGUUGCUGGUGUGCGCCAUUAGCGCCCUGGCCCUGGCCAAGACGACCGACGGCGAUGCAGCAGCCCGCAAGAAGCGCCAGCACCACCUGGGCUUCCAGACGCGACGCUCCGGACGCCCGCCGCCCUACGCCGUGCAGAUGGAGCCGAUCGCCCACUACUCGCCGCGCGACCCCCUCUACAAUCCGCUGGCCGAGUCGAAGAGCGACGUGCCCCAGUACUACGAGGACUCGCCCUACAACUACUACCCGACCGAGCCCGAGCCCAUCAUCGAGAUCAUCAUCAAGGAGUCGAACGAGACUCUGCCACCCCAGCCACCGAUCCAUCUGCCUGCGCCAAGUAAACCCAAGAAGGAGCCCAUCCAGGUGUUCUACGUCAAGUACGAGAAGAAGCAGGAGCACGGCGAGGAGCACCCGAGGGUAGUCUACGAUACGCCGGUGCCGGCCCUCGUGCCCGUCGAGGAGCACGAGGAGCUGCACCCGGACGAGCCCGCGGCCCCAGCCCCGGUGGUCCCGGUGACGCCCGCCCCUCCGGUCUCCACGACCACCCUGAGAGCCAUCAUCAGGCCCGACAGCGAGACCUACCACGCCCCGACGGGUAGCGGUCUCAGGGUCACCUUCGGCAACGACCAGCUGCCACCGAAUCAGCACAACAAGAGGAGCGACCAGGUCUCCUCGCCCCGUCGGCAACACGGUCCCUUCGCCCCCGUGCAGUCGGGAGCGUCGCAGCGACCGGCCUUCUCGCAGCCCCUGGGACCCAUCGUUCAAGCGCCCCAGCCCAACUUCGCUCUUCAGCCUCAGCUGCACCAGCAGCAGCCGCUGCUUUCACAACGUCCCGUUUCCCCGCUCUCGCCGAUCGCCCCGAUCGCCAGACCCUCUCGUCCGGCUCCUUCGCCCAUCCAGGGACUGCCUGAGCACCAGCAGCGUCAGCCGUUCGUGAACCGACCGCAGCCCGGCGGACUGUCCCAUCAAAAUGUACAGCUGCAGAACUACGUGCACCAGCAGCAACUGCCGCACCCGGCCCCGGUGGGCUUCAACUUCGAUCCCCAGGCCGGACAGAUAAAGCAGCGUCAGCAGCAGCAGGACAAGCAGCGCUACUUCGAGCAGCAGCAGCGCCUGGCCGAGCAGAAGCGUCAGCAGGAGCAGGCGCGCAUUCAGGAGCAGCAGAGACGCAAGCAGGAGCAGGACCAGAAGCGUCAGCUACACUAUCAACACGAGCAAGACCAGAACCGUCUUCAGCAGCAGCAGUUCCAGCACCAGCAGUAUCAACAGCAGCACUUCAAGUACGUCCAGCAAGGCCAAAAACAGCAGCAGCAACAACCGCAGGUCGCUCAGCAGCAGCCCCAACAAGUAGGUGGAGAGAUUCUUCGCUCGAUUCCGAAACUGGAGCAGCACUACGCCAUCAGGGAAAAUCCCCUGCACCCGGGGCCCUUCCCACCAAACCCUCAGUAUGCCGAUAUUCCUUCGGCUUCUUUCAACGCUGCUUCCCAUCAAUACUCCCAGCAAUCCAAUCUGGUGCAUCAAGCUCAGCCACAGUUACCCGUUCAAAGUCAAAAUGUAAAAGUAGGUCCAGCUAAACAUCAGCUGUUGAAACAACAGCACAUUCAGCAGCAACAAUUGCAACAACAGCAACAGCAACAAAGUCAGCAACAGCAACAGCAGCUGCAGAACCAUCAGAACCGACAGCAUCAACAACAGCAGAGCCAACAACAGCAGCAACAGCAACAGCAGCAAUACCAACAAAACCAGCAACAGCAGCACCAAUUGCAGUACACGAGGCAGCCAUCGACGCCACAAGAUAGUCAGCAAUUUUUCUUGAAAAAUUUACCAUCGCCACAGCAGUUGAGGCCUCAACAAGAGAUCCAGUACCAGCAGCAACAACAGUUGUCGCUGCAACAGGCCCAGCCCCAGCCACAGCCACAAGCCCAGAACAACGCCAUCUCGUCGAUCUGGGGUAGACAGCCCAUUUUCCGAAACUCGAACGAGAAAAUCUUCGCCACUCCAGUGACGAAGAUCCAGUAUCCCACGAGCCCAUCGCCCACAACGACGCCCAGACCUUACACCACGGCAGCCGCCACCACGGCAGCACCUGCGGUCCUGACGACGACGAGCUCGCCGAAGCACGACGCCCGCAUCAAGGCCAACAUCGAGCGACUGCCCGACGAGGUACCCGACGACAUUCGCGAGCAGCUGCUGUCCUCGGGCAUCCUCGGCAACGCCGACAUCCAGAUCCUGGACUACGACAAGGUCGGGGGCGUGAACAUCGGUGACCUGCCACCCGAGGCGCUGGCCCAGUUCUACGGAGCCGGAGGCGCGGCGGGUGCAGCGAGCGAGCCCAAGCCACGACUGGCCAAGCGUCCCAAGCUGGCCGAGGACGAGCUCCAGGAGACGGCGGCGUCGACCAGCGGCGUCGAGAUGAAGGUCGUGCGCUUCGACCCGCGCACGAUGCAGGGCCAGAAGCUGGCCGAGGGUGUGCUGAAGGAGAACGCCACCCAACUGAGCGCCGUUCAGCUCGGAAGCAGCAAUAGCAACGACGCCCAGUACAACCGCUACCUGCCCCUGAAGGUGAGUGGGGCGAGCUUCCCUAUACCGAGCGCGGCCGAGCUCGAGGGCAGGCGGAUCUCGUCGGUGGUGGUGCUGGCCCCGGUCGACGGUCUGCAGCAGCCGACUCAACGCAACGGCAGGAAGGUCGCCGCCAGUCAGGAGGAGCAGCUGCAGUCGAUGCGCUUCUUCGGCGGCGAGAGCCUGAAGCAGCUGGUGCGCAAGCCCACGGCCGACAAUUACAAGCGCUGGCUCGAGCACGAGCGUCGCAGCCCCCUCGAGAAACAGGCCAUCGUGCUGCUAGUCACCAAGCCACGCGAGAGCCCUGCUGGCAGCCAAGCCGAUCAAGCGAUCUUCAUGUACGACGUGACGUCCGAGAGCGUGAGCCAGCUCGAAGGCGAUUUGACACCGUCCUUCUACGACGCCGCCGAGAGCAAUGUUAACGACACCGCCAGCUCGCGAUCGAUUUAA
Molecule: messenger RNA, 3126 nt
Organism: Trichogramma pretiosum
Lineage: Eukaryota; Metazoa; Arthropoda; Insecta; Hymenoptera; Trichogrammatidae
Product: transcription initiation factor TFIID subunit 12b-like
Exons: 4
Coding region: 1-3126 (1041 amino acids)
Source: RefSeq, a predicted model, not a curated record